ACGUCACGCUCAUCCGCCUCACACCUCCGCUCCCCAAUCGCCCGCUCGCUCCCAUUUUCCACGGGGACCAGACUUGUAUCCGCGCGACACAACAACGCCUGCCUCAAGUAAUCAAAGCAAUGCUCUGUAUGCGUUUCGCCGACGAGGUCGCCGAGCCCGUCCCGCACGGCCGCGUACGCGAAGCGCACCGCAUUCACGCAGUGCAGCUGGUGGUACAGCGCAAUCGAGAAGACCGUCCCGUUCGGCCCGAGGCGCACGAAGCCUGCGCCUUCGGGCAGGAUGUUUGCGGCCCAGACCGCGUCGUCUUCCAUCGGGAACGCAAGAUCCUCGGUUGCCGGGAUGAGCGCCGAUGUGAUGGGUAGGAAGAGGUGGGAGAGGCGGGAGGGGACUGUGGGGUACUUAUCUUAUAAGCAUGUAUGCUUUCGAGAGGCUGCGUCGGUUGGAGGUCGUCACGACCAGAAACGCAUUGACCAAGCAUGAAGCGCAAAGGACGAGUACAAGCCACCAUUGGAGGAUUCCGAUACUAAUAUCGCAAGCGUGGCUUACGAUCGCAGCACAGCGCUCAGACGAUUGUUCUCUCCUUCCUGAUCGGCAGAUCCUAAUUCGCAAUCUCUUCGCACGCAUCCUGAUGAUUCGACAUGGAAUCUAGGUGCCGUCAUGUUCGAUGGUUGGCUGCAUAGUCCGCUCCUCAUUCACUGUUCUACUAUCUGUUGACUUGCACUCAAACACGAGUGCAAAUGGGCUCGGAUACGUGGCCCCAGACUGGUGCAACUGGUCAGCCCCUUGUUCUUGUGAUAUCUGGUGUCGCAAUCCCCUUGUUCUUGUGAUAUCCGGUGUCGCAAUUACAUGCGAGGAGUGCUUCCGACUCUCGGACGUCUACGACAUACCAGCAUCAACAUCAGUCUAUGGUUUGAAUCAAUCUCUACGUACAAUGUUAUCGAAUACGGCCGGAGCGAAACCUGAAUGCAUGCCAAAGUACAGGAGGGCGGCGAGUUUCAAGAUGAUCAUUGCCGUUGGUCUCCCGAUCGAAAUGCCGAGUUUGUCUUACAUUCAUGGCUGGUCUCACGCGAUUUUCAUCACCGUGCGAUACUCUAAGCUGCAUGCGCCAGGAAGGCUGCGGGAAAUCAAUACAGGUGGACGGC
Mycena citricolor is the source of this 1142-nucleotide messenger RNA. The record is from the annotation of a GenBank genome assembly. NCBI's taxonomy places the organism in Eukaryota, Fungi, Basidiomycota, Agaricomycetes, Agaricales, Mycenaceae.